Molecule: messenger RNA, 1975 nt
Organism: Sapajus apella (tufted capuchin)
Lineage: Eukaryota; Metazoa; Chordata; Mammalia; Primates; Cebidae
Gene: SHISA9
Product: shisa family member 9
Exons: 5
Coding region: 332-1729 (465 amino acids)
Biological process (GO): regulation of AMPA receptor activity; regulation of short-term neuronal synaptic plasticity
Cellular component (GO): dendritic spine membrane; postsynaptic density; AMPA glutamate receptor complex
Source: RefSeq, a predicted model, not a curated record
UUCAUUCCACAAGUGUCGCUUCGCUCUCACCAGCGCACUUGGCGAGCUGGAGAGGUGAGAGGGAUACUGCGAGCGGGCUCGAGGCGGCCAGUCCGGGGCCGCCCGCCAAGGAUAGGCGCUGCCAGCCCGAUUCUCCCCCGCUCUCCGCCCCCGCCUCCCUCGGUGGCCGGCCGGACCUGCACCUCGCGCUUGCCCCCGCUCAUCCUCCCCCCGCCCGGCCGGGCGCGCUCCUCCCCGGCCGGCCCCUCGGCGCGCGGCGCGCUGGAGGCGAACGCGGGCUGAGCUGAGCGCAGUGGCCGCCGACCACCGAGCGCCCCGCGCCGCUCCCUGCAUGUGCGGCCCGCGGCGGCUCGCAGCCCCCGGCAGCAGCCUCGGCAGCUUCGGCCGCGCCUCGAGAGGCGGCCGCAGCGGCUCCAGCGGCAGCCGAGCGGCCGAGCCCGGGCUGGGAGACACGAUGCGCCGCGUCCUCCGGCUGCUCCUCGGCUGCUUCCUCACGGAGCUGUGCGCCCGCGUGUGCCGGGCGCAGGAGCGAGCGGGGCACGGGCAGCUGGCGCAACUGGGCGGCGUGUUGCUGCUGGCGGGGGGCAACCGCUCCGGGGCUGCCUCCGGAGAGGCCAGCGAGGGCGCUGAGGCAUCGGACGCGCCCCCGACCCGGGCGCCCACACCGGACUUCUGCCGGGGUUACUUCGAUGUCAUGGGCCAGUGGGACCCGCCAUUCAACUGCAGCUCGGGCGACUUCAUCUUCUGCUGCGGGACUUGUGGCUUCCGGUUCUGCUGCACAUUUAAGAAGCGGCGACUGAACCAAAGCACCUGCACCAACUACGACACGCCGCUCUGGCUCAACACCGGCAAGCCCCCCGCCCGCAAGGACGACCCCUUGCACGACCCCACCAAGGACAAGACCAACCUGAUCGUCUACAUCAUCUGCGGGGUGGUGGCCGUCAUGGUGCUCGUGGGCAUCUUCACCAAGCUGGGGCUGGAGAAAGCGCACCGGCCCCAAAGGGAGCACAUGUCCAGGGCCCUUGCGGAUGUCAUGAGGCCACAGGGCCACUGCAACACUGAUCACAUGGAGAGAGACCUGAACAUUGUUGUCCACGUCCAGCAUUACGAGAACAUGGACACAAGAACCCCCAUAAAUAAUCUUCACACCACCCAGAUGAACAACGCAGUGCCCACCUCUCCUCUCCUCCAGCAGAUGGGCCAUCCACAUUCGUACCCGAACCUGGGCCAGAUCUCCAACCCCUAUGAACAACAGCCGCCAGGGAAAGAGCUCAACAAGUAUGCCUCCUUAAAGGCAGUAGGAAGUUCUGAUGGUGACUGGGCAGUAUCGACACUUAAGUCACCAAAAGCUGACAAGGUCAAUGAUGACUUCUACACCAAGCGACGGCAUCUGGCUGAGCUGGCUGCCAAGGGGAACCUACCUUUGCACCCCGUAAGAGUGGAGGACGAGCCGCGGGCCUUCAGCCCCGAGCACGGUCCUGCCAUGCAGAAUGGACAGAAGUCUCGCACCAACAAGAUGCCCCCACAUCCCCUGGCCUACAACUCCACCACCAACUUUAAGGGCUGGGACCCCAACGAGCAGUCCCUGCGGCGACAGGCUUACGGCAACAAGGGCAAGCUUGGCACGGCCGAGACAGGCUCCAGUGACCCCUUGGGAACUCGCCCCCAGCACUACCCACCCCCACAGCCAUACUUCAUCACCAACAGCAAAACAGAAGUGACUGUCUGAGCUUUCAACACAGGGAGCACCCUGGAGACCACAUUCAACUGAGAGAGGCAAAAAAAAAAAAAAAAAAAAAAAAAAAAAAAAAAACCUGGCCACACCCUCCCCUCCCCAACACAUGCACCCAUACACUAACUCUCAACAAGAACCAACUAUGAACCUACUGGGGACACGGAGUCGCAUUUUUCCUAGGUCAUGCCUAGCACGUGUUGGCAGGCAGCUGAGAAAGGCCGAAGCGUGGACAUUCAGCAA